UCGUGGAGGUAAAGUCUUCGGAAGCGCUGGUUUUAAGUAUGAUAGAUUGCUAGCCACGCUACACAUAGGAAAGCACCGCCACCAAAUCAAGAAUCUCCUUUACCAACUGACGUCAUUUUCAAGUUGGUUAUGGAUGGCCGACACAACACGUAUGUAAACACGAGCAAUCCACUUGCGCUCAGUAAGAACCAGGCAUUCGAGGAGAGACACCGUAAAUGUCCAAGUCGCUCUAGUUCUCCAUCAUCCUUGGAUAUGAUUUAAGUUGAAUUGAACCGUUUAAAAUGGUCCUACGUACAAUUCAGGGCAAUGACAGAACAUUUGGAGCGCAAUUGGUGUGCGGUGAUUCGCUACGGUGGUAAGGAAGAAUGGAACUGGGCGUGGCGAGCUAGUCUUUGCGACAUGUGGUCGUCACAGCGGACAAAGAUUUUAUCGGCCAUGAGUUGCAGUCAAGAUCGUGAUCGUUUGAAACAGCUUCUUUCGCGCGUGUUUUCGCCGACAAUCGAACAGGACCCGCACGAAACGUUCGCCACCAUUGAGAAAAUGACGGAAAAUCACGUCGCUCGUUCCAUGGUGUUGAACUUUUUGGCGACCAACUGGGAGAUCCUAGGGCGACAUUUUAGAAGGUCUGGCGAUAAUUUGAAGCUUCUCACCUCCGCCGCCAAAUUUCUGAGUACACCAGACGAACUGAAAGAGAUGUCCCGGAUUUUGUCCGACCUGGAAAAUAAAGACAAGAAACUCAAUCGAACUUUCACGGACAGGAUUCUGGAGGUCAUCCGCAACAAUAUUCGCUGGGGUGAGAAGAAUUUGGAACAAGUCUAUUUGGUUAUCGAAUCUGGGAUAAUGACACGUCGUAAAUUCACUCGCCAAGACUAACUGCAUUCCCUAAGCUGUUCAAGCUGUUUUGC
Daphnia pulex (common water flea) is the source of this 905-nucleotide messenger RNA. Its product is annotated as aminopeptidase N-like. The coding region runs from base 307 to 873 and encodes 188 amino acids. The transcript has 3 exons. Gene Ontology annotation, biological process: proteolysis; peptide catabolic process. Gene Ontology annotation, cellular component: cytoplasm. The record is from RefSeq and is a predicted model, not a curated record. Lineage: Eukaryota; Metazoa; Arthropoda; Branchiopoda; Diplostraca; Daphniidae. Gene Ontology annotation, molecular function: zinc ion binding; peptide binding; metalloaminopeptidase activity.